AUUCAUAUAUAUAUCAAGCAACAUAGUGGUCCCUACUAGGCUAAUAUAUUGAUGGAUGUAUAGUGAUUAGUAGUAUGUCAUAUAUAUCCAUGCAUCACCAUCUAUUGAGCGCGGAUUUAUUGCGGAUGUUCCUUGAACAUACGACCGAUCCAAACACCUGUACCUUGGGCCGAAUAGGAAAACACAACAUCGUGAUCGCCUGCCUGCCUGGAGGACAAUACGGAACCUGUGCAGCUACAAUAGUGGCAAAUCAUAUGAUCCGUACAUUUUCAAAAUCGCUACGGAUCGGGUUGAUGGUCGAUGUUAGAGGGAUUUCGUCCGCUGACCAUUAUAUACAACUUGGCGAUAUUGUGAUCAGCUGCCCAGCGGAUACUUGCGGAAGCGUGAUUCAAUAUAAUAUAGGGAAGGUCAAUGAAAGUGGUGAGUUUCGUCGAACUGGUGCUUUGGACAGUCCUCCCAGAUCAUUAUUGACAGCAGUCAACACCAUGAGGGCUGCCGGGCUGACUGAUGACCCCCGUUACCCCGAAUACCUCCAAAAUGCGAUUGGGAGGACUCCACGGACCCAGAAAAACUUUGGUCGACCUAGUCCGCAAAGCGAUCGAUUAUUCAAAACCAAGCAUGAACAUCCUGCUCCUGGGAACAACUGUGAUAUAUGUCUGGCUGGGCAGGAGGAGAGUAGGGCUGAACGCGAGGAUAAUGAUCCGAAAGCACAUUAUGAUUCGUUUGAAGACCGGGGCACUGUGUUUUGAAAUGGAGGCAACUGGGUUGAUGUUGGACAUUCCCUGCAUUGUAAUCCGUGGCAUCUGCGAUUAAGCUGAUUCCCACAAGAGCAAGCAGUGGCAAGGAUAUGCUGCCAUGGCAGCAGCAUCAUAUGC
Aspergillus glaucus CBS 516.65 is the source of this 875-nucleotide messenger RNA. RefSeq lists its product as uncharacterized. Lineage: Eukaryota; Fungi; Ascomycota; Eurotiomycetes; Eurotiales; Aspergillaceae. The record is from RefSeq and is a predicted model, not a curated record. Gene Ontology annotation, biological process: nucleoside metabolic process. Gene Ontology annotation, molecular function: catalytic activity. Bases 75 to 749 code for a protein of 224 amino acids. The transcript has 2 exons.